Schizophyllum commune H4-8 is the source of this 507-nucleotide messenger RNA. RefSeq lists its product as uncharacterized. Bases 1 to 507 code for a protein of 168 amino acids. NCBI's taxonomy places the organism in Eukaryota, Fungi, Basidiomycota, Agaricomycetes, Agaricales, Schizophyllaceae. The transcript has 2 exons. The record is from RefSeq and is a predicted model, not a curated record.
AUGAUUCCAGGGCUACUCUUCAUUAGUCUAGCCACCUGCGACUCCGCUGAAGAGAUGGCUUCAGCGCCUACCGACCUUGUCGAAUCCAUCAUCAACUAUGCUUCAAAAACACAGCGUCUCGCCCCUGACGACCCCAUUGUCACUCUAUCCUCAGAUGCAGACAUCGAUAUCCUCGUUCCGCUCGCCACCUUCCUCCUGGAAUAUCCCGUCGCCUACGUCCCCAACCCCAAGCAUCAUCUAUUCCUUGGUCAGAUUCCUCUCGACGUCCACGAAGUCAUUCUCUUGGCUGGUCCCACCCUGCGCAGCUCCCGUAACGUCACGUCGCACCGUAUCCUGAAGUUCUCUGUGCCCUGCCACAUCGCCGCAGCGCACCCGCACUUAGCGCCAGCAACGUUGCAGCAGACCCUGCGAGAAGUCUAUAUGCAGCGAGUGCAGGAGGCAUUUGGCGCGGACUUUUCAGUCAGCACGUUGCACACAACGACGACAGAGGAUCGACUCGCGCUCUGA